This is a messenger RNA of Mytilinidion resinicola, 2406 nucleotides long. RefSeq lists its product as uncharacterized. Gene Ontology annotation, biological process: protein phosphorylation. Gene Ontology annotation, molecular function: protein kinase activity. NCBI's taxonomy places the organism in Eukaryota, Fungi, Ascomycota, Dothideomycetes, Mytilinidiales, Mytilinidiaceae. Bases 1 to 2406 code for a protein of 801 amino acids. The record is from RefSeq and is a predicted model, not a curated record. The transcript has 3 exons.
AUGGCUCAACUUUCAAAAAGUCAGCUUCAAGCUAUCAAAGCUAAUCCCAUCAGGGAUGAACUCGAUUCGUUUCGCGAUACGUUGAAGUCGACAUUUCCCGACGCAAAUGCUCAAGGAAGUCCGCUCUCUUUCGAGGGCCUCGCUGCCAAUUCAGUUGGAAGAAGUCUAUCUCUCAGACUCAUAGGUAUCCUACAGCUGCUUCCAGCUGCCUCUGCGUUAUCUUUCGAACACGGCGGAAGCCCUCUCAGUGCGGACAUUGCGUUAUUGUAUGCCCGUCUCUCAUCGAAUCAAACGGAUUUCAGGCACACUACGCAGCUCGCGAAGGACGUCAACGACCGCGCAGAAGACCCCAUAAUAUGGAGUGCCGUGCUCGACCUCAUCGCGCGGACGAGACCUACCCUCCAUCCGACAACCCCUCCUCAAUCCGCCGCCUCCUUCGCCGCGUCAUUCCAACAGACACCUUGGUCCUUCAACACGGGCAGUUUCGCGGACACAUCUGACCUGAGGAAGGACGUCGAUCCAAUCCUGAAGGGCGAACUGGAGGGGAAUCUCAUCGUCGACCACCCUCACUUCUUCGACACAUUCUUCGGCGGAGUCCCACAGCUCAGUGAGAUGGCCGCAGCUGUGUUUGAGCGAUGCAAGGAAGCGGAAACACCUCUACACACGGACGACACUGGAUGGGCGGAGUGGCCGGAGGAUUGUGCGGAGCCCGAUGUGCUGCACUGGCUCCGUCACCACAUCGACCAAUUUCUCCAGUUUGCGAACGAACAAGGCUUCCAACCUCCGGCGCGUCGGCGGUGCUUUGCCACACCGAACAAGCCUAUCCCCGGAUCUGUCAGCAAACGGAAGCUGGACAUUGGCAUCAUCUAUGGCCGGCGGAACGAGACGUCCGACGAUGGUGCUCCCUGCGACUGGUUCGACGUCCUCGUCCCAGGCGAGCUGAAGGGCAACCCGCGAGAGGAUAACCACAGCAGCACCUGGUUCGAUCUGUCUCGAUAUGCUCGCGAGAUCUUUGCCGCGCAAGACACCCGACGAUCGGUUACUGGCUUCACACUCUGCGGUUCUAUCAUGCGGCUCUGGGCAUUCGACCGACUCGGAGCGGUCGCAUCGCAGUCAUUCGACAUACAUGAGAAUGCGCUGAUGUUUAUAUCCGCAGUCUUGGGAUAUCUGUGGAUGGCUCCAAAGGACCUCGGGUUCGACCCUACCAUCUGCGGGGAAAAGGGCAGCAAGUACAUCGAAAUCACGCGGAAUGCACAACCGGAGCGAUAUCAUCUAGAUGAUGUCAUAAAGCGGCAGCGUUGUGUGGCAGGUCGAGCGACGAGCUGUUGGGAAGUCCACAAUGCAGCCGGCCAGCCUUUUGUCGUCAAAGACUCCUGGGAAUUUGAAGAGCGGCCGGAGGAGGGGCCUCUGCUCAAGAAGGUGACGGAUGCAGGCGUGAAAAAUGUGGCAGAGUAUCACUAUCACGAAAUCGUUCACGAUGAGGGUGCUGUUGUUGAUGUCCGCAACAAUUUGCGCAAAGGGCUCGGAGACGGGGACGGGAGGUAUCCACUACGAGGACACCCAAACUCCCAACUACUCGCAGAAUUCCCCAAGCCCGAAGCUCCGGCAUCAGAGAGGCUUAUGAGCGGUCGAGGCAGAAGCAACAGCAUCACGCGAAAGAGGCGCUCCAACUCUCGUCAUCAGUCCAUGCGACCUCCAAAACGGUCAUGUUCAGAUUCUCCUACCAAAGGGAAUAGCUCGCGGCGAAACCGAGUUCAUCGUCGGCUAAUAAUGGGACGUGUUGGGAAGAGUAUAUACGAUGCGAGCUCGCUGGUAGCCAUGAUAACCGGGAUCUUGGGGGGGAUAAAAGGACAUGAAUCAUUGCUGGAAAGAAACGUCCUCCAUCGCGAUAUAUCGGUCGGAAACAUCAUGCUUGAGAAGGACGAAGACGACGGUUUCCUGAUCGACCUCGACCUUGCCAUCGAAAUGGACCGCAAAGAGGCAUCGGGCGCGCCGAGCAAGACCGGCACCAAGGUGUUCAUGGCGAUUGGUGCACUUUACGGCGAACACCACAAUUUCAUGCACGAUUUGGAGUCGUUCUUCUGGGUGCUGUUCUGGCUUUGCGUACACUGGAACGGGCCUGACCAGAAGAGGAGCAGAACGGAAUAUGAGUCUUGGAACUACAAGGACACAGAGGAACUUGCAAUGAUAAAGAAGGGCACGGUGGAUGAACAGGACAAGUUUGAUAAGAAGGUGGACGAUAAUUUUACCGCCUACUGUAAGCCGUUGAUCCCUUGCAUAAAAGAACUACGCGAGGUCGUCUUCCCAGGUGGGAAGCGGUGGCGGGGGGAGGACCAAGGGCUGUAUGUUCGGAUGAAGGCAAUACUCGAGAAGGCAAGGGAAAACCUAGUUCUAGUUGUAGCGUAA